Molecule: messenger RNA, 379 nt
Organism: Staurois parvus
Lineage: Eukaryota; Metazoa; Chordata; Amphibia; Anura; Ranidae
Source: the annotation of a GenBank genome assembly
AUCUACACUGAUCAUCAGGGCAUUGAUGAUCAGUGUAGCCCCAUCAGUGCCACCUGUCAGUGUCCAUCAAUGCCACCUGUAAUUGCCCAUCAAUGCCAUCUACCAGUGCACAUCAAUGCCACAUACCAGUGCCCAUCAGAGCUGCCUUUCAGUGCCAACUCAGUGCCGGCAAUCAGUGCCACCUAAAGUUGCCGCCUAAUAGUUCUUAUCAGUGCCAGUCAGUGCCAUAUAUGAAUGCUGCCUUUCAGUGCCCACAAGUGAUGCCUGUCAAUGCCCAUCAGUGCCUCCUCAUCAGUGCCACCUAUCAGUGCUUAUCACUGCAGCCUCAUUAGCGCACAUCAUCGAAGGAGAAAAAUUACUUAUUUACAAAAUUUUAUAA